AUGCAUUCCUCACUCCUUACAAACAUCUUCAUCGCCCUCUCGGUCUUUCAUCUGGUAGCCGCUGGCCCAAACCCUGUUCCUGUUCUCCCCGGCGGCCUCCUCAACACCAAACUCGAAGUCCGCCAAGUCUCCGCCACACCUUCGCAAGCUGAUUUGUGUCUCGACUACGAACGCACAGCCAACAUGUCGACCGUCGGCGCCAACGGCUCUUACCGUACUGUCGUCAUGCAAAAAGCCAACGUCGGUACCCUGACCAGCGCGCGCAUGAUGGAUGCUGCCAUCGCGAAGCUACCUGCCCUCACGGCCGAUGCAGAUCUGAACUCCAGGUGUGGAAACUGGACGGAGAUUGCGCUAGUGGAGGCGGAGAAGAACUUCACUCAGGGCAUCGUGGCACAAUUUACGACCGAGGGGCUGCCUGUUGGCAUCUUGGCUGGACCAGAAGUUUUAGUCAUCGUGGGUGUUAUUGCUACCCUUUUCUCAAUCGUGUGGGUAUUCCCCGGUUAA
Molecule: messenger RNA, 504 nt
Organism: Alternaria postmessia
Lineage: Eukaryota; Fungi; Ascomycota; Dothideomycetes; Pleosporales; Pleosporaceae
Exons: 1
Coding region: 1-504 (167 amino acids)
Source: RefSeq, a predicted model, not a curated record